Molecule: messenger RNA, 2476 nt
Organism: Cyprinodon variegatus (sheepshead minnow)
Lineage: Eukaryota; Metazoa; Chordata; Actinopteri; Cyprinodontiformes; Cyprinodontidae
Gene: slc1a6
Product: excitatory amino acid transporter 1-like
Exons: 11
Coding region: 107-1846 (579 amino acids)
Biological process (GO): L-glutamate transmembrane transport
Cellular component (GO): plasma membrane
Molecular function (GO): neutral L-amino acid transmembrane transporter activity; L-glutamate transmembrane transporter activity; glutamate:sodium symporter activity
Source: RefSeq, a predicted model, not a curated record
CAUUGUGCUGCUCAUAUGAGAACCAUACACUUUGCUGUGUGCGCUCGUUAAGAUCUGACCGUCUCCUGACUUCAGUUGGGCUGCUUGAAAGUGACUUUCUGAAACCAUGAGUGUUUCACACGAGACCUGCCUCCUAGACCAGGUGUUGGAGCUUAUUAUGAAUGAGAAGCCACCCAACAGUGCAAGUCUUUUCUUAAACGAGGACACAGAAAAACCACCUUCACCGGUCAAAGCUGACCUUAGGAGACGCCUUUGCCGAGCCAUGGAGAGGAAAGCGAGCAGCAUGAAGCAGAGGAUUGGCUCCAUUGGCAGAAAAAGCGUCAAAGGUUUCCUCAGGAGGAACCUGUUUGUUUUGUUCACCAUCGCUGCUGUAGCUCUGGGUGUAAUCCUAGGCUUCGCUCUGCGCCCACACAACCUGUCCAUGAGGGAAAUAAAAUACUUUUCCUUUCCUGGGGAGCUGCUGAUGAGAAUGCUGAAGAUGCUGGUGCUGCCUCUGAUUGUUUCCAGUCUGGUCACAGGUAUCUCCUCAUUGGACAGAAAGGCAUCAGGCAAAAUGGGUGUACGCGCGGUGGUCUACUACAUGGUGACCACACUGAUCGCAGUGUUUAUUGGUAUCGUGAUUGUGAUGAUCAUCCGGCCGGGCAGAGGCAGCAGGGACAGUCCAGUGGUGAAAAAUGGAAAUAUUGAACCGAUUCAAACUACAGAUGCUUUUCUGGACCUCAUCAGGAACAUGUUUCCCCCCAACCUAGUAGAAGCAUGCUUCACUCAGCAUAAAACAGUGUAUAAGAAGAUCAUUCACACAAGGAAUGUGACAGUGACUCUAAACCUCACCAACAUUCUCAACAUAACAGACUCUCACCUGAAUGAAAACCUCAGCAGGGUGCUCCACACUAUACAGGAGACAGUGGAGGAAACAGUCCCUGUGUCCGGGUCCUCAGCCGGCGUGAAUGCCCUGGGUCUGGUUGUCUUCUCCAUAUGCUUUGGCCUGGUCAUUGGCAACAUGAAAGAUCAGGGACAGGCUCUUAAAGAGUUUUUUGACUGUUUAAAUGAGGCAAUAAUGAGGCUGGUUGCCAUUAUUAUUUGGUAUGCUCCUGUUGGAAUCCUGUUUUUGAUCGCUGGAAAAAUAGUGGAGAUGAAGAAUCUGGCAGAGGUGGGCGGUCAGCUGGGGAUGUACACAGUAUCUGUCAUUGUGGGUCUUCUAAUCCAUGGACUAUUUGUCCUGCCGCUGCUCUACUUUGUGGUUACCAGAAGAAACCCUUACAGUUUCAUUGGCGGCCUGCUCCAGGCCCUGAUCACUGCUUUAGGGACAUCCUCUAGCUCUGCUACACUGCCCAUCACUUUCCGAUGUCUUGAAGAAAACAACCACGUUGAUAAACGAGUGACACGCUUCGUCCUUCCUGUGGGAGCCACCAUCAACAUGGAUGGGACUGCCCUGUAUGAGGCUGUGGCGGCCAUCUUUAUCGCUCAAGUAAAUGACAUGGACCUAAACUUUGGGCAGAUUCUCACCAUCAGUAUCACAGCAACGGCUGCCAGCAUCGGAGCAGCAGGCAUCCCUCAGGCUGGCCUGGUGACCAUGGUGAUCGUAUUGACAUCGGUGGGGCUGCCCACAGAGGACAUAACACUGAUCAUCGCCGUGGAUUGGUUCUUAGAUCGCUUGCGCACCACUACCAAUGUACUGGGUGAUUCCCUUGGUGCCGGCAUCGUGGAAUACCUUUCACGUGAAGAACUGCAGAAUCAAGAUGCUGAUUUGCAUAACUCUGUGAUUGAGGAGAACGAGAAGCCGUAUCAACUCAUCUGCCAGGACAAUGACAUCCUCAACCACCUGAACAGUGAGACCACAAUGUGAGGACAGCUGUUUUCACUUGACAGAACUUUAUAAAUAAAUAACAUUUUACAGAGGGUGAGAGUUUUUGACCUAAAGAAGUUUCUAAAGGAAGUGAUAAAUGAAAUAUAUCAACUAGCGGCAUCUUGUGCCAUAACUGCAAUAAGGCUUUCUUAAAAAAAUACUGAUCCUAUCCUAGAAAGCUAAGGUAACAUAAAUUGGAUGCAAAUGAUGUGCAGUUUACAUUCAGAAAAAUGUAUUUUAUUACUAUAAAAACAUACUAUGAUUAUUGCUUUUCUGACAGAUUUUAGCCUGUAUUUGGAUGAAUUAUAUGGUUUAUAAUCUAUGAACUUCAGAUAUUGGGAAUUUGUUGUUUCUUUUUCUUCCUUAUAGCAUGACAUUCAAGCAUUGAAUCAAUUUCUUUACUAGGAUCAGCACUUACUACCAACAUGACUUCCUUUAUAAAGUCUUUUUCUUUUUUAAUUCUCUUAUAUUGACUACCUCUCCUAUGGUAGUUUUAUGAGUUUCCACAAAACACUCAUUUACAGCAGAUUGUAAAUAUGAAUAUAAAAUUAGAUUUCAGUUUCCUUACAUAACUUAAAUCAAAGACUUUGGAUGUACUGGACUGUUUUACACUUAAAAAGUGUGUAGUAA